Molecule: messenger RNA, 791 nt
Organism: Didymella exigua CBS 183.55
Lineage: Eukaryota; Fungi; Ascomycota; Dothideomycetes; Pleosporales; Didymellaceae
Exons: 2
Coding region: 19-417 (132 amino acids)
Cellular component (GO): nucleus
Molecular function (GO): DNA binding
Source: RefSeq, a predicted model, not a curated record
AUAGGUGUUAUUAGCUCAAUGAAGGUUGUCACAGGCGCAGAGAGGCGUACUCAGCCUGAGCUCGUUCAGCCAGGUGAUCGCGAGUGGGUAACAGUCAUCCAGAGCGUCUGCGCUGCUAGAUCUUGUACCCCACCUUUUAUUAUCUACAAAGGACGCGUUCACAUCUCUGCCUGGUACGAGGAGGCAGAUAUACCGCGCAAUUGGAAGCUCUCAGUCUCUCAGAACGGCUGGACGAACAAUGCGCUUAGUCUAGAGUGGUUGAAGCACUUUGACGCGCAUACAAAGGCGGGCCAGGAUUUCAAGGACUACUGCCUUGAACAUAAGAUCCUCACCCUCUGCAUGCCACCUCACUUGUCGCACAUCCUCCAGCCGCUUGAUGUGGUCUGCUUCUCGCUGUUGAAGCGCAAGUACUCUUAGCGCGUACGAGACUUAGCACGCAAGCGCGUCUUCCACAUCAACAAAGAAGGCUUCCUACCAGCCUUCAAAGACGCGUUUUGCGACGUGUUUACAGAGGCAAUCUGUUGCAAGGCCUUUAAGGCAUCAGGACUUGUCCCUCUUAACGCGCAGGUCGUAUUAGAUCGCCUUGAAGUGCGGCUGCGUACCCCGCCAGAACCCCUCCUCCUAGAGACGCCAUGGCAGUCAAAGACUCCAAGCAAUACACAUGAGUUUGGAUCGCAAUCAAAGCUUGUACGCGAGUCCUUUACUCGUUCUCCUAUUACUGCGCAGGCAGGCUUCUCUCAGCUUAUUAGAGGCGGCGAGCUUAUGCUGCAUCAGAACGCGCUUCAAGCAGC